CAAUCACUGAAAAGAAGAGGGAGCAAAGACCUACCAAAGUCAGAAAAAAAGUCACAGCAGACACCAACAGAGGAGGACAAUGAAGACCUGAAAUGCCAGCUACAGUUUGUCAAAGAAGAAGCAGCCUUGAUGAGGAAGAAAAUGGCUAAGAUCGAUAAAGAGAAAGACAGAUUUGAACAUGAGCUGCAAAAAUACAGAUCAUUUUACGGGGAUUUGGACAGUCCCUUGCCAAAAGGUGAAGCAGGCGGGCCACCUACCACAAGAGAAGCUGAACUCAAGCUUCGAUUGAGACUCGUGGAGGAGGAAGCUAAUAUUCUUGGGAGGAAAAUAGUGGAACUAGAAGUAGAAAAUAGAGGACUGAAAGCAGAGCUUGAUGAUUUAAGAGGAGACGAUUUCUCAGGGACCGCUAACCCACUCCUGGGAGAGCAGAGUGAAUCCCUGUCAGAAUUACGACAGCAUUUGCAGCUAGUAGAAGAUGAAACAGAAUUGCUGAGGAGAAAUUUGGCUGACUUGGAAGAGCAAAACAAACGCAUAACAGCUGAGCUGAACAAAUACAAGUACAAGUCUGGGGCCCACGAGAGCUCUAGGCACCACGAUAAUGCCAAGACCGAAGCGUUACAGGAGGAGCUGAAAGCUGCACGGAUGCAGAUCAACGAACUGAGUGGCAAAGUCAUGCAGCUCCAGUAUGAGAACAGAGUCUUAAUGUCCAACAUGCAGCGCUAUGACCUGGCCUCUCAUCUUGGGAUCCGGGGCAGUCCCAGGGACAGCGACGCAGAAAGCGACGCGGGGAAAAAAGAGAGCGAUGACGAUUCCCGCCCCCCUCACCGCAAAAGGGAAGGCCCCAUUGGCGGGGAGAGCGACUCCGAAGAGGUUCGCAACAUUCGGUGCCUGACACCCACGAGGUCUUUUUAUCCCACGCCGUCUGGGUGGCAGAAGAGCUUCACUGACAGGCAGCAGAUGAAGGACAUUCGCUCUGAAGCGGAGCGGCUGGGCAAGACUAUAGAUCGCUUGAUUUCUGACACGAGCACCAUCAUAACAGAGGCGAGAAUUUACGUAGCUAACGGGGACCUCUUUGGGUUGAUGGAUGAGGAAGACGAUGGCAGCAGGAUACGUGAGCAUGAGCUUCUUUACCGGAUCAAUGCACAGAUGAAGGCCUUCAGGAAAGAGCUCCAGGCUUUCAUCGACAGACUCGAAGUUCCAAAGUCUUCGGAUGAUCGAAGCGCAGAUGAACCUUUGUCAAAAGUCACAGACGCAAUAAGAAGUGCAAGAGACAUAGUUUCUGUAAUAACCACUGCUGUAAAAACACUGAAGACUACUUGUUUGCCAAAACCAAAACAAAACCAAAAAAACUGA
Merops nubicus (carmine bee-eater) is the source of this 1353-nucleotide messenger RNA. RefSeq names its product protein SOGA3-like. The record is from RefSeq and is a predicted model, not a curated record. Gene Ontology annotation, biological process: regulation of autophagy. The annotation marks the transcript as partial. NCBI's taxonomy places the organism in Eukaryota, Metazoa, Chordata, Aves, Coraciiformes, Meropidae. The transcript has 4 exons.